AUGCAUUUGGUUUUAGUGCACGGGUAUCUUCUCGGCGGAACAGGUUCUAAUGUCUACACGGCAAACAUUGCUAAAUCAUGGAAGCAUAUGGGACAUGCUGUAACUGUAAUUUGCCAAGAUCCCUUUGCGGGUCGCCUUGAUUUCGUCGAUGAAUUUAUCGUCGGCACGGCGAAGAUUCCUUCUGAGGCCCCCAAAGCUGGCACCGUACGAGUGGUAGUUCCAGACAUCAAUGGGCUGCUUUUAGUGUACUGGUACGAUUUAUAUGAAGGUUACGAGGUAAAAACUAUGGUGAACUGUACUUUGGAGGAGAUUGAAGCGAAUAUAGAAGGCACUGUGGCGGGAUUGAAGAAAGUGAUUGCUCAAGGAGUCGAUCGGAUCCUCGCGAAUCACGCAAUUUUGAGUCCUGUUAUAACAAAGCGCGCUACCGAAGGUACGGGGGUCCCGUACGAUGUUAAAAUCCACGGAAGUUCCAUCAUUUUCUCCGUCAAAAACCGUCAAGAAUUGAGGCGAUAUGCUGUGGAGGGAAUCAAGAAUUGCCACAAACUUAUCGUAGGGGCAAAGUACAUGGCUGAAUUCGUGGAAGAGACAUUUGAAGUGGAGAAAAAUGAGAUGGGACUGGUAGAUAAGAUGAUGGUUAUUUCCCCCGGAAUGGACCCGGAAGUGUUUAAUCUCAGCGACUCCCUCAAGGACGGACAAGAAGCGUUCUUGGCAAGCGUGGCCGAUUUUGUUAAGAGGAAACCCGAUGGCAGACGAGCUGACAAGAUUUCGCUUCCCUGUGUUAACGGUCCUAAUUCGCCGUCUGACUUGAACAAGGCAUUAGAAGAAAUUGUUCAGUCGUACGACCUUCGCGCGGCAGACUCGGAUCUUAUCGAGCGCUGGAUUCCUUUCCAAGAAGAUGAACCCGUCAUUUGCUUUUUCGGUAAGUUCCAAGACUCCAAAGGAGUAGGAGAGAUCCUCAUGGCUUUUCCAAGCAUUUUGGAAAAAAUACCCAAGGCGCGACUCUUGCUGAUAGGCUACGGGGGGAACCGCGAACACCUAGAGGGAAUGCUGGCUGCGUUUGUUGAGGGAGAUUUCGAAGCUUUCAAAGAAUACGCAGGGGCAGGAAAUUUUGUGGACUUCCCACCGGACACGAAGAAGUUCUUCCGUCAGAUUCCUCAAGGAAGAGUCACGAUGACAGGAUUGUUGGAACAUCCCCAGUUGAAGGAAAUUCUUCCAUUGUGUAGUGUUACAAUCACAGCUUCUAAGGCCCUGGAAGCUUUUGGUAUGGUAUCAGUAGAGGCUAUGUCAGCCGGGGUAUUGCCGCUUUGUCACGACCACACUGGCAUAUCCGAUGUCAUUCAAGCUGUCAAAGAAGUAGACCCGGAAUUGGGGGAGUUAAUGCGUUUGGAGGUACGUCCAGGUGGCUUACAUAAAGUAGCAGAUGGUGCCUUCAUUGUGGAGCAGCUUCCAGGUAAAGUGGAACGCGCGCUUCGCUUCUUGUUCCCGAAUGGUUUCCAUGACAACAGCAGGAGGCGUGAGGUUUCAGCCAAACUAAGGGAGAUUGCUGUGACGAAAUUCUCCUGGGAUGUUAUCUGUAGAAAGAUUCUCGAGUAA
Porites evermanni is the source of this 1593-nucleotide messenger RNA. Lineage: Eukaryota; Metazoa; Cnidaria; Anthozoa; Scleractinia; Poritidae. The record is from the annotation of a GenBank genome assembly.